AUGAAAACUCUUCAUUUGUUAGCAUCAAUUGUAAUAAUUAUUGGUGCUUCAGAAGCUGCUCCAGUUAAAAGAGGAUUUUGGGAUGAUUUAUUUGGUUUAGAUCAAACUACGACUCAAGCCGUUGCAGCUGCAACUACUACUCCACAGGCAGUCACUAUACCUACUCAGCAAGCAGUUGCUCCAGCUCAACCUGCUACUACUUCAUCAUCUGGUGGAUUUUGGGCUAAUUUAUUUGAUUUUGAUACCCCAUCAACAGCAGCAGCUACAACUCCAAUUACUACACAAGCUCCAGUAGCUCAAGCUCAACCAACUGCAGCCACUACAACUUCAAGAGGAUUUUUAGCUGGCUUAUUAGAUAAUUUAUUUGGUAAUAAUGAUUCUACAACUUCUCCAACCACAGCUCCAGCAGCUAUAAGUAUACCAGCAUCAGUUCCAACUACAUCACAACAACCAGCUCCAAUAGCGUCAUCACCAACAACUGCACAAGUUCCAGCAGCUACAACAACAUCAGGAGGUAGAACAGCUCAAGAAUUAUGGGAUUUCUUUUUUGGAUCAAGUUCUUCAAAUGCUGCUGUUUUAUCUCCAGCAACUACACAACCAAUUCAAUCAUCAUCUAAUAAUGUCAAUUCUUUAAUUAAUACUUCACAAUCACACGUUUCAUCUAUAGCUUCAUCAAAUCCAAAUACAUUAGGUUCAACAUAUCAAGGUGGAUCACCAGGUAAAAAUACCGAAUCAAUCAACACUGCAACCGCAACUGCCAUUAAUGGUGGUAGUACAGAUGGUGCAGAAGUAGCUGAAGGAGCAUUAGGUAUUACCUAUUCACCAUACACAAAAUCUGAUGGUUGUAAAACAGCUAGUGAAGUUGCUUCUGAUAUUGCUAAGUUAUCAAGCUAUGAAGUUAUUAGAUUAUAUGGUACUGAUUGUUCAGGAAUUGAAAAUGUAUUAUCAUCAAUGCAUUCAGGUCAAAAAUUAUUCCUUGGUGUUUGGAAUGCUGCAACUCCAACAAAUGAAUUAAGUGAUAUUGUUAAAGCUAUCAAUAAUUCAAAUCAAGGUUGGGAUGUUGUUCAUACAAUUGCAAUUGGUAAUGAAAGAGUUAAUGCUGGUGUUUAUACUGCUGCACAAAUGAAAACAUAUGUCGAUCAAUCAAGACAAUAUUUGAAACAAAAUGCUCCGCAGUAUACUGGUCCAAUAGUUACUGUAGACACAUUAGUUGCAUAUUUAGCCAAUCCAUCAUUAUGUGAAAUGUCAGAUUAUUUAGCUGUUAAUUCACAUCCUUAUUGGGAUGGUGGUGUACAACCAUCAAACUCCGGCCCUUGGUUACAACAACAAAUUUCAUCAUUACAAAAUGUUUGUGGUAGUCAAAAAGAAGUGUUAAUUACAGAAACUGGUUGGCCAACACAAGGUCAAGCUUAUGGACAAUGUGUUCCAUCAGUACCAAACCAAGUUAGCGCUGUCGCAUCAAUUAAUAAAUCAAUUGGUGCAAAAACUAUAAUGUUUACAAUGUACAAUGAUUAUUGGAAAGAUCCAGGCGCUUACGGAGUAGAACAACAUUGGGGAUUAUAUGGAGAUCCAAGUGAGUAA
This is a messenger RNA of Insectozyma verbasci, 1581 nucleotides long. NCBI's taxonomy places the organism in Eukaryota, Fungi, Ascomycota, Pichiomycetes, Serinales, Debaryomycetaceae. The record is from the annotation of a GenBank genome assembly.